AUGACGACACUGACGGAAGAGGCAGUACAGGUGGUGCACAUUCUUCGAGUUCGUUGUGACAGAGCGACACGAGCAGAUGUUGUGAAACUGAGGUCUGGUACAUUGGUCGGAGGUUUUGUUCACCCCUUUGCCGUUUCUCCUGCUAACUCGUCGACUUCUCUCUCGCUCUCUCCCGCUUUUUAUCGACCUUUCUCUCUCUCUCUUUCUCUAUCUUUCUCUCUCGCCGUCCUUGCCGAAUGCGUUUCUCGGCCGACGAGUUCACAUGUCGACCGGUCCGCACACAUUUUAUUAACAUUGACCGGAAUCCAACUUCUUUUCCUCUCACGUCUCUCCUGCGCUUUGGCUCUACUUGCUCUCACACCGCUUUUCGUCUGCCUCUGCCUAGUCGGCCAAAUCGGCCAGAUUAUGCUCCACCAAACUACAGUCGAUCCUCAGGCCACCGAUUAUAUGCAGUUUUCUGCUGUUUGCCAGCAUCCACACUCGAGACAGCGUUGA
Molecule: messenger RNA, 495 nt
Organism: Protopolystoma xenopodis
Lineage: Eukaryota; Metazoa; Platyhelminthes; Monogenea; Polystomatidea; Polystomatidae
Source: the annotation of a GenBank genome assembly